This is a messenger RNA of Diachasmimorpha longicaudata, 840 nucleotides long. RefSeq lists its product as uncharacterized. The coding region runs from base 30 to 782 and encodes 250 amino acids. NCBI's taxonomy places the organism in Eukaryota, Metazoa, Arthropoda, Insecta, Hymenoptera, Braconidae. The record is from RefSeq and is a predicted model, not a curated record. The transcript is spliced from 4 exons.
UCGUUUGUGGUUUGUUUUAUUGUUAUAAAAUGGUGUUAUCCGCUGGUGACCCGAUUGUGCGAGUGUUGGAGGACCUUAUAGAGACGGUUCCCUUCGUUGGGUCCCUGAUUCGUGGUGGUUCGCGAUUCUAUGAUUUCCACGAGUUGUUGUUAGAGCCUCUUCCCUCUUGGGCUCCACGGGAAAUUUUUGAGUACCGUAUAGCUCUUACUCUUCCCGCCAUCCGGUCUGGCCAAUAUUUUGGGUUGGGGUUGGUCGAUCUCCUCAAUAGCCAGCGAGAUUCUAGUGAGAUGACGGGCCAUCCUUUCUGGAUUCCGGGUUUUGAGGUUGGGGAUUUUGACGUAAUUCUCCCGGCAUCUUUGGAGUCCUUUCCCUGGGAAACCGUGCAAGAGGUCACUGAACUCUGGCUUACCCUGACGGUGGAGAAUUAUUAUCGCGUCCCUCUGUUCUCCCAUUCUGCCCCGUGUCUCCUGUUUGACCUUCUUUACGAUGCUUGUUGGGAUCGUGUGGAGACUAUCCUCAGGAUGGGGAUUACUCGUGAGGUUCGGCGACAGGAGAAUCUGCGCCUGUGGCUAUCGGGUGAUUUUUGUCUCCCCCGUCUCUUUAUUGAGGGUCCCUGUCCGGUGGCUCCCCGUAUGUAUCAAUACGGGGAUGAUCCUCUGGAAUAUCUACGAUAUUUGUCCGGGGAUCCUACUCUCGGGGAGGAGAUCGUCGACGAGUACGACUGGUUUGCCUUCUUCGAGCAUGUUCGUGGGGAUGCCUUUGAUCGUCUUCGCGGUGUCUAAGGCUGAGGGAAUCCUCUUUUCUCCGGAUGCGGCCAUCGUACCCGGUUUUACCGCGUCC